Molecule: messenger RNA, 3661 nt
Organism: Electrophorus electricus (electric eel)
Lineage: Eukaryota; Metazoa; Chordata; Actinopteri; Gymnotiformes; Gymnotidae
Gene: ttc39b
Product: tetratricopeptide repeat domain 39B
Molecular function (GO): protein binding
Source: RefSeq, a predicted model, not a curated record
GACGUCAGUCCGACGACGCUGCUCGCGUUGCAUUCGCGUGCGUUCCUUCGACAGACCGAACCCCGGCGUCGAGCAGCAGGCGCUCGCGCAGACCGGACGGCAUGCGUUGGCAGUGCGCGCGCGAUACGGGCGACGUCUGAGUUCCGACGCUCCCGCAGCUCGCGCUGGCCCCGCCGCCCGCGCGCGUUACUCCGCAAGCGACGUCGCCGUGCGACUCUCAGGGACGCGACAUGGCUCGUGCUGGUAACGGAGCUGAAAGCAGCGACGUGGACGAGGACUGCUUUGAAGAUGCUUAUGACCGAAUCCCAGUGGCCUCUAAGAUGGAUCUGUUGACCUCGAUAGAGGAGUGCAAUAUAGCCCUCAACCUCCUGCUCAACAACAAGUUCUCUGAAGCACUGGACCUACUCAAACCAUGGUCCAAGGACAGCAUGUACCAUGCGCUGGGCUAUAGCAGCAUCCUGGUAAUGCAGGCAGCCAUGACCUUCGAGCACAACGACAUCCAGACUGCCAUGACAACCAUCAAAGAGGCCCUGCACACCUGUCAGAGGUUCCGGAAGAGAAACUCAGUGGUAGGAUCUCUGUCCAGCUUGGUCUCUAAACAGUCUACUGACAGCUUGAAAGCAGAGGAGAUGCAUGCUGAGCUUUGCUAUGCUGAGUGUCUGCUUCAGAAAGCCGCACUAACAUUUGUACAGGAUGAAAACAUGAUCAGCUUCAUUAAAGGUGGCAUCAAAAUCCGCACAAGCUAUCAAAUAUACAAGGACUGCCAGCAUGUGUUAAAUACGUCUCAGGGAGUGUGUGGAGACACUGAGGUCUACAAACAAUUUGAAGGUGGAGUCAGAGUAGGCAUUGGCUCCUUCAACCUGAUGCUGUCUCUCCUGCCUGCCAGGAUCCUUCGACUGCUGGAGUUCAUAGGUUUCUCAGGGAACAGAGAGUUCGGUCUGGCCCAGCUGAGGGACGGGGCCGUGGGUCACAGUCUGAGGGCGAUUCUGUGUGUCCUCACACUCCUCCUCUAUCACACCUACGUCUGCCUCAUCCUUGGCACAGGAGAAGGGAACCUAGUGGAAGCAGAGGCUUUACUUGAGCCUUAUCUGCACAAAUUCCCCAAGGGCUCCAUCAUUCUGUUCUACUCUGCCCGGAUAGCCGUGCUGCGUGGGCACUUUGAGAAGGCCCAGCUGAAGUUUCAGGACUGUAUCCUUUCCCAACAGCAGUGGAAACAGGUCCACCAUCUGUGUUACUGGGAGCUCAUGUGGUGCCAUUCCUUUCAGCAGCAGUGGGGGGAGGCGCACCGCUUCGCUGAGCUGCUGUGCAGAGAGAGCCGCUGGUCUAGGGCCAUCUAUAUGUACCAGAAAGCCGCCAUCCUCAGCAUGAUGAGUGAAGAGGAGCUGCAGAAGACCGGAGAGAACGUGGCGGAGUUGUUCAGGCAGGUGGAGGGUCUAAAACAGAGGUUGGCUGGUAAAUCCAUUCCUACUGAGAAGUUUGCAGUGAGGAAGGCUCGCCGCUACUCAUCCCCAACACCUGUUAAACUGGUCAUCCCAGCACUAGAAAUGAUGUAUGUGUGGAAUGGGUUCACUAUUGUUGCGAAGAGGGCAGAUGCCACAGAGAGUUUACUCAUCACCAUCGAAAGAGCAGAGAAGAACCUGCACACUAAUCCCAGCCCGUCGGAGUUCCAGGCUGAUGACCAGUGUCUGGUGCAGAUGCUGAAGGGUCUGUGUCUGAAACACCUGGGCCGCCUACUGCAGGCAGAGCUCUGCUUCUCACAGGUGCUCGCCAGUGAGAAGCGUAUCCGUUAUGACCACUACCUGAUCCCUUUCACCCUCUAUGAGCUGGGCUUACUCUACAAACAGCAGGGCGACAUCGCCAAGGCAACACGCUACAUAGAGGACGCCAAGUUGAACUAUAAGGACUACUCGAUGGAAUCCAGGCUCCAUUUCCGUAUCCACGCAGCACUCAACAGCCUCAAGGGUUCCCCAGUCAGUUCACCAUAGCAACAGAACAGCUACACCAGCUACACAACAGAGGAAAGACCAAACUAUUGCCACCUCCACCUCCAACGCACCAGUCGCCGUGGUAACAGGACAACCAUCAUAGUACUGUAACCUCAUAGCUAUAGCAACAGGUAGUCGCGGUACAAAACAGCUGUGUGAAACUAGAUUUUAGUUCCAUUACAAUACCAAAGCCACUGUCUUUUUGGUUUUGUUUGCUGACAGUGAGAAGUUCUUUUUAAAUGUGUUUCUAGAAAACUACUUGGUUCUCACAGUCCUCCCUCAGUAGGGCUGAGGACUGACAGGUGGGUUAGUUCAUGUGUAUCUGACUCUUCAAAUUAAAUGGGAAUCAUGAUUUUGUUUCCCAUAGAAUAAUUUAACCAAUCAGAGAGCUGCAUAUUCUCCAUCACAUCUAAAACCAAGAUGGCUUCUAUGAGUUCAAUGUCCUACUAUUUUACCAGAUAUUUGUGUUUGCACAUGUGUCCAUGUGUCUGCAUUCUUCUUAAGUAUGUGACUGCAAUUUUUAAUUUUUAUUUGCGUGCACACGCGCGCAUGUGUGUGUGUGUCUGACUGAUUUGGACAUAUACCUCGUGUCUGAUUUAUUUGUGUGUGUCUGUGUGUCUGAUUUGGACAUAUACCUCGUGUCUGAUUUAUUUGUGUGUGUGUCUGUGUGUCUGAUUUGGACAUAUACCUCGUGUCUGAUUUAUUUGUGUGUGUGUGUGUCUGUGUGUCUGAUUUGGACAUAUACCUCGUGUCUGAUUUAUUUGUGUGUGUGUGUGUGUGUGUGUGUGUGUGUGUGUGUGUGUGUCUGUGUGUCUGAUUUGGACAUAUACCUCGUGUCUGAUUUAUUUGUGUGUGUGUGUGUGUGUGUCUGUCUGUCUGAUUUGGAUUUAACUGUUGUACAAAUUUGUAAGUGAACACAAGCAAGACCCAGGAGAGCAAUAAGCAUAAUGAUUCAGGAGGAGUGUACUGCAGAAAUAAUAAACAUUCAACUGUACACACACAAUAUACAUCACUUUUACAUUUGAAGUAGCCUAAAUUAGCUUAAAGGCACAAAUUAAUUAAUAUGAAUCCAAUAUGAUUUCUAUACAGUGUGUAUACAUUUGUGAUAUUCACACAUAUUUGUUGCAAUCAUUUAAUGCUCUCAGCAAAUUUGGAAUCAAAAAACCUCUCCAAAAUGCUACAGAUAAAGGUACACAGAAUUUUAAACUAUAUUCUUUACAUCUAAGUUACUUUUGCUCUUUACAAAAUAUCCAGAUCACCCACGAAGUUCAAUAAUACCAAAACUUUGUAACUGGGCUUUAAUGCAACAGGACAAUAUGUUGUUCUUUUUUACAUGUUUCGAAUUUGAUUUUUUUUUAAUGUAAUUCCUCUCACUAGCCCCCGCUAGCCCCUACUUGCUACAUUUAGCGUCAAACAACACAUCCUUAAGCCGUACGCUUUACACGGUUACCUAGACGUGCGAGUGGGUCUGGGUGUACGGUCGAGCUAGUUGUGCAGUGACUUCACCGAAUGACACAAAUGAUAUCGAAAGAUCAGCUGUAGUGUGUGUUUUUAGUGCCUGUUCACGGAGAGUGUAAGGAAAACAUUUCACAUUUGUAAAUGCACCAUCUCGCAUUCUACACAGACAGAAAUAUUUGUUGUUCCAAAUGUGUGUGUGUGUGUGUGUGUGUGUGUGU